This is a messenger RNA of Ailuropoda melanoleuca (giant panda), 2026 nucleotides long. RefSeq names its product thioredoxin reductase 2 (gene TXNRD2). The record is from RefSeq and is a predicted model, not a curated record. Bases 85 to 1761 code for a protein of 558 amino acids. Gene Ontology annotation, biological process: cell redox homeostasis; glutathione metabolic process; cellular response to oxidative stress. Gene Ontology annotation, molecular function: flavin adenine dinucleotide binding; glutathione-disulfide reductase (NADPH) activity; thioredoxin-disulfide reductase (NADPH) activity. Gene Ontology annotation, cellular component: cytosol; mitochondrion. Lineage: Eukaryota; Metazoa; Chordata; Mammalia; Carnivora; Ursidae. The transcript has 19 exons.
GGGGACACAGUGUGGAGCUGGGGACGUUCGGAGCUAGCUGGGACCCUGCUCUGUCAGCAGGAAGGAACAGCAUCAGCACUUGCAAUGGAAGGGCGUCAGGACUAUGAUCUCCUGGUGAUUGGCGGGGGAUCUGGCGGCCUAGCCUGUGCCAAGGAAGCCGCUCAGCUGGGAAAGAAGGUGGCCGUGGUCGACUACGUGGAGCCUUCCCCCCGAGGUACCCGGUGGGGCCUCGGCGGCACCUGUGUGAAUGUUGGCUGCAUCCCCAAGAAGCUGAUGCACCAGGCAGCGCUGCUGGGGGGCAUGAUCCGAGAUGCCCCCCACUACGGCUGGGCCGUCCAGCCAGUCCUGCAUGACUGGAGGACAAUGGCUGAGGCCGUGCAGAACUACGUGAAGUCCCUGAAUUGGGGUCAUCGGGUCCAGCUGCAGGACAGAAAAGUCAAGUACUUUAACAUCAAGGCCAGCUUUGUCAAUGAGCACACGGUUUGCGGUGUUGCUAAAGAUGGGAAAGAGACUCUGCUUUCGGCUGAGCACAUCGUCAUUGCUACUGGAGGACGGCCGAAGUACCCCACCCACAUCGAAGGUGCCUUGGAAUAUGGAAUUACAAGUGAUGACAUCUUCUGGCUGAAGGAAUCCCCUGGAAAAACGUUGGUGGUUGGGGCCAGCUAUGUGGCCCUGGAGUGUGCCGGCUUCCUCACCGGGCUCGGACUGGACACCACCGUCAUGAUAAGAAGCAUCCCCCUGCGGGGCUUUGACCAGCAAAUGUCUUCCUUGGUCACGGAAUACAUGGCCUCUCAAGGCACCCGGUUCCUAAGAGGCUGUACCCCCUCAAGAGUGCGGGGGCUCCCAGAUGGCCAGCUCCAGGUUACCUGGGAGGACCUCACCUCUGGCAAAGAGGACAUGGGCACCUUCAACACUGUCCUGUGGGCCAUAGGUCGAAUUCCAGAAACCCGAAGUCUGAAUUUGGAGAAGGCUGGAGUAAACACCAACCCCAACAGUCAGAAGAUCCUGGUCGAUGCUCAGGAAACUACCUCCGUCCCCCACAUUUAUGCCAUCGGAGACAUAGCAGAGGGGCGGCCCGAGCUGACACCUACGGCUAUAAUGGCAGGAAAGCUCCUGGCGCAGCGGCUGUGCGGUCAGUCGUCAGACGUGAUGGAUUACGACAACGUCCCCACCACAGUCUUCACCCCGCUAGAGUAUGGCUGUGUGGGGCUGUCGGAAGAGGAGGCCGUGGCUCGCCACGGAGAGGAGCAUGUGGAGGUUUAUCAUGCGUAUUAUAAACCACUGGAGUUCACGGUGGCUGAACGGGACGCGUCCCAGUGUUACAUAAAGAUGGUGUGCCUGCGGAAGCCCCCACAGCUGGUACUGGGCCUGCACUUCCUAGGCCCCAACGCAGGCGAAGUCACUCAAGGAUUUGCUCUGGGGAUCAAACAGUCGGCCACGUGUGCACAGAUGGAAGAAGGGCUGUGUGUUGGAGCCUUGUCUGCGGACCGUGGAAGUGCCCCAUGGGGGGUCCUCGCUCACCGUGCCUCUGAGGAGGUGUGGGGCCUCCUACGCACAGGUGAUGCGGACGGUGGGCAUCCACCCCACCUGCGCCGAGGAGGUGGCCAAGCUGCGUAUCUCCAAGCGCUCGGGCCUGGACCCCACUGUGACGGGCUGCUGAGGGUAAGCAGCCAUCCCUGCCAGGCCAGGGGCACGCGGCACUCCUGCAGCCGCCCACGGCUGGCUUCUUCGGAGGCUCAGAUCCAGGAUGCCGGAGACUGAGCCCAGGCAAGCCUCACCCCUGUCUGGACAGCCCCCGAGGUAGCCAGCAUGGGCGGCCUCUGGACAGACUGCCUGCGUGCCCUGCAGGGAUGGCUCCAGGGGUCGUCAGCCCCUGCACCUCUCACACCCUCCUGCCUGAGCCAGCCCCGCCAGGCCCCUGAUGCCAGAAGAUGACGAUGUGUGCAGAAACCCACCCUGUGGGCUGCCCACCUCCGAGCCCCCCCCUGGCGUUCCUGGAGUGUAAAUAAACAGGGUGUCUUCCUGA